Coregonus clupeaformis (lake whitefish) is the source of this 3906-nucleotide messenger RNA. Its product is annotated as TBC1 domain family member 12-like. The record is from RefSeq and is a predicted model, not a curated record. The coding region runs from base 274 to 3057 and encodes 927 amino acids. Lineage: Eukaryota; Metazoa; Chordata; Actinopteri; Salmoniformes; Salmonidae. The transcript is spliced from 14 exons.
GCUCCUGCUCCUGUUCACGGUCCAAGUGGGGACGGCUGCCGGUUUUUCUAACAGAAAUUAUACACGACCAUACGACUGACAUUCUCCCUUUUUCUGCCGCUGUCUCUCGAAAUAGAAACCGUAUUUUGAUUGCGUCAUCAUCAUGUAAUUAGGGAUACGCUGAGAUCAUGAUAGGCAUAGCCUACAAGGAACGACCGGGACCGAGCAAUUGUAGCUGAUCCAGCCACCACAGCGUUUUUGUUGUGGAGCAGUGGUGUGGGGAAUGUGAAUGACAUGGAAAAGGCAGAGAAUGGCUCUUUUCCACCGGCUUUGUCUGUGAACGAAAAGGAGACCAGUAGCACAUCUCUCACCCAGCCACUGUCUGACGGUACCGCCGACGCCGCAGGUCCUCUCUCUAAACAUGUCAACAGGGAUGAAACGUGUUGGACUGACAGCGGGGAGUCGGGUGAAGCAGGAGAGGAUGCCCGUUCCACAGUAGCGUGUGUACGUAUAGGGAGUACGAAAAUGCUCGAUUUAAUUACUGACAGCCCAUCCGGUGGCACUGUAAGCAACUGUGUCAUUCCAGAGCCAGGUAGCGACUCUGCUACAAACGGGUUUACUGGGUCAAUAAUGGUAGGCUCCAAGGCAGGGAGCUGCUCUACUAUCACUGCAGUGAAUCGAGAGGAAAUGGACGGAAAUGCUCUCCGGGGGAUCUCACUGGCUGAGAAGAACAAUGGUUGCCCUGCAGAAAGACGAGAUGCCUGUGUGACAGCAGCUGAGGCAGUACAGUCAUUGGCACACUCCUGGAAUGGACAGCUUGAACAGAGGUGCACUGCAGCCUCCCGGACUGGUCCCGAGGGGCUCUCGAAUGGGGACACAGUCUGUGUUAAACAGAGUCCUGUUAGCAGUGAUGCUGUUAUUAGACCACAUAUUAACCGAAGCACAACCCCUGACAAGGAGGUCAAAAUGGCAAACGGUGGAGUAUUGAUAGGAUACAGCAGCGCCAAGUUACACACAGAGACCGCAGGAGCAAUUCUUUCUGAUGGAGCUGCAACCUGUCUCUCUAACCCACAAUGUGAAAAACUCUCCUCAUCUGCAGUGAGUGCAAGGGAGGGCCAUCACGAAUCCUGCAAUAUCAGAGAGGAACCUGACAGAGCCGGGGCCCAGCCUAGAACACAAGCUAACGUGGCAGGAGAGCUAUCUGAUGGCGCUACUUCCAGUCUCACCUCUCAGGGUUUACCAUCAAGCCCAACACCAACGAAAGACCCCUGCGGUGUCAAACCAGACACCAGGCAGGUAGUAGAACCAUCACCAUCACCAUCUGGUCACCCAGGAGGUGAUCCAUCCUCCAUACCCCAUCCUCAGGCCCACAAGACCACCAGUCUGAGCUAUGACUCCUCCAACAUUCUCAGCCCAGGGGAUGAGGAUGAGGAUGAGGAUGGGGAGACCUUCAUGGAGCUGGGGGCCCAAGGCCCCAGUGACCUCAGGUUCAUGGACAUCAGUCUGAGCUCCGGGAACACCUAUGAGUCUAACAGACGUCAGUCCGCCCCAGGACAUAUAGGACUGAGUGUGGACUCCUCCGAACUGGCCUUACAGUCAAAAAGACCCGGCAUCGCUGAGUAUUUCGGCAGGGGUUUAUUUUCCAAGAAACAUAUAGAGCCGAAGGGUCCGUCCCAGAAUGUCCCUGGGUGGAAGCUGUUUGGAAAGGUCCCUGUCAGAGAGAGCCCUCCCAAGGACUCCAGGACCAUACAGCAGGAGAGUAUUCCUGGUGGUCUCACGUCUGUGUCCGCACCCAAUCUCUUAAGCGAAGGGGAGUACGAGGCCAGGGCGGGCAAGGCUGGGUCUGGGGGAACGUCAGCUGGGACGUCCCCUACUCAGCCUCAACAUGGCCGGAGGAAGAACCUGGACUUUGAGCCACUGUCCACCACAGCUCUUAUACUGGAGGACAGGCCUUCGAACCUUCCUGCCAAGUCUGUGGAGGAGGCCCAGCGUCACCGCCAGGAGUAUGACGAGAUGGUGGCCGAGGCCAAGAAGAGAGAGUUAAAGGAGGCCCAGAGGAAGAGGAAAGAGGUGAAGGAGAGGUUUAAGCAGGAGGACAGCAUCGCCAACGCCAUGGUGGUCUGGAACAACGACAUCCUGCCCAACUGGGACAACAUGCGUAACACUCGGCGGGUGAGAGAGCUGUGGUGGCAGGGCUUGCCCCCCAACGUCAGAGGAAAGGUCUGGAGCCUGGCCAUCGGCAACGAGCUCAACAUCACCCCAGAGCUGUACGACAUCUUCCUCUCCAGAGCCAAGGAGAGAUGGAGGAGUUUCAGUGAGACGGGUUCAGAGACAGAGGCUGACGAUGGGGCAUCGCUGGCAGACAGAGAGUCCAGUCUGGACCUGAUCAAGCUGGACAUAUCCCGCACAUUCCCCCCUCUUUUUAUCUUCCAGAAGGGUGGGCCAUAUCAUGAUCUCCUCCAUAGUGUGCUGGGGGCCUACACCUGUUACAGACCUGACGUGGGAUAUGUCCAGGGCAUGUCCUUCAUAGCUGCAGUAUUAAUCCUCAACCUGGAGGAAGCUGAUGCCUUCAUUGCCUUCGCUAACCUGCUCAACAAGCCCUGCCAGCUGGCCUUCUUCAGAGUGGACCAUGAUCUGAUGCUGAAAUACUUUGCUGCGUUCGAGGUGUUCUUUGAAGAGAACCUCCCAAGACUGUUUAACCACUUCCAGAGCUCCAACCUCACCCCAGAUCUCUAUCUCAUAGACUGGAUCUUCACUCUGUACAGUAAGUCGUUGCCGUUGGACGUGGCAUGUCGUGUGUGGGACGUGUUCUGUCGUGACGGCGAGGAGUUCCUGUUCCGGACGGGCCUAGGGAUCCUGCGUCUCUAUGAGGACGUGCUCCUACAGAUGGAUUUCAUCCACAGCGCACAGUUCCUGACACGCCUCCCAGAGGAUAUAGGCUCUGAUAGGCUGUUCGCCUGCAUCGCAGCCACGCCCAUGCUCAACGGAAACAGGAAAUGGUUCCAGGUUUUUAAUGCAUUGAUAAAGGAGAACAAGGACAUGGACAGGAAUUGCAGCCAAGCACUGAAGAGUUCAUGAUUCAGCCGUGGAACAUUUUAAUGAUCACGUUCCUCUCUUUAAUUGAGAGGCUUUGAUCACAUUAGAGUCAUCAUGGUAAAUGGACUUUAAAGAAUGACGUCAUACUUGAAGAUGGAGGCCUCGGACACCAUUGCCAGUUUGAUUGAAUUGAGAGUAUUUAUGGUAGUAUACCAUGAACAUAUGAUGACAUACUGUAGGUAGAUGUGAUAUAUUGGGUCUGUCUAAUUGCUCCUGUAAGUCGCUCUGGAUAAGAGCGUCUGCUAAAUGACUAAAAUGUAAAUGUAAAUGUCUAGUCCUAUCAGAAAGGUAUGGAGUUUCUUAGAUUGAGUGAGGCCCUUUGUUACACCUGUGGAUUGUAUCUCACUAACAUUACAAGAUAUUUAAUGAAAGUGCACCUCCAAGCAUAGAUAUAUUUAUAUGACUUAAUUCAUCCAAGCCAAUAUUACAACAUAGAAGGAAAAUUAGGAAAUAAUUAAAACAGUGACAGAGCCCUUCCGUUUCUUAAGUGUCUGAAGCUUGACAUCGAAUAGUUUAACUAAACUACCAGUAAUAGGUUUUCAUUAGUGAGCAGUGAGCAAUUGUUUCCGAAAGACUCAUAGGAAUUGCAAUAGAGAAAAUGUGUGACGUGUGGCACUAGCCCAUUAUUAGACUAAAGGAGCCUACUGUUACUCCUUAGUCCAAGGACCUUAAAUGUUCUGUUUAAAGGGCGAAUUGACUCUGGAAGACAAAACAGCCAAAUACUCGGCAUCUAAACAUGAAUCGAUUCUCAAUUGCGGUACGGUUCUAGAAACAUAAAUCCCUCUACUUUCAUAUCACAUCAAAAUAAUUUAACAAAUGCAAAAAACACAC